Contarinia nasturtii (swede midge) is the source of this 857-nucleotide messenger RNA. RefSeq names its product MD-2-related lipid-recognition protein-like. The record is from RefSeq and is a predicted model, not a curated record. Gene Ontology annotation, biological process: sterol transport. NCBI's taxonomy places the organism in Eukaryota, Metazoa, Arthropoda, Insecta, Diptera, Cecidomyiidae. Gene Ontology annotation, molecular function: sterol binding. Bases 243 to 737 code for a protein of 164 amino acids. The transcript has 4 exons.
ACAUUUAACGCCACUCUCAAUAACAUACAUAUUUUAAUUACGCUCCGUUUUUUUUUCUUCCCGUUUAGUAUAAUUGAAAUUAAAAUUAUUUCUUUUUUAUAAACUUCUUUUCAGUCUACACUAAAACAAAGCGAAUUUGGAGGUGGCAAAGAGGGAAUUAGUUAUAUUCUCAAUUGAAAAGUACGGUUAAAUAAUUUUGGUGAAAGAUUUUCGAGUGGAAAUCGAAGAAAUAAGAGGGCACUAUGACAACUAACAAAUUAUUUUCGAUUUCAUUCUUUUUGUGUUUUGCGUGCUUGGUGUGCAUUUCAAAUGCUGAGAACGUGCACUUCUCUGCAGAGUGUAAAAAUAGUGCUCAAGCCGACUGUACUGUACACGAAGUGCGAGUCGUACCGUGUCCUGAAUCUAAACAGGAAAAACCAUGCAAAUUGAAACGUGGCACAUCUGCAUCAAUAGAAUUUGACGUAACACCGCAAUGGAAUGCGGAUACACCUUUUGGACACGUGUAUUCAGUGACGGCUGAGGGUGAUUUACCAAUGGCCGGAAUGGAUACAAAUGCAUGUAAUCAUACAGCAUGCCCAAUUCAAUCAGGACACAGACACACCUAUAGAUAUACCCUACCGUUGGCAAAAAAAUUCCCAGUAGGUUUAUACACCAUUAGAUGGGUCCUUCGUAAGGACGAAGACGAUAACACAAACGAACAAUGCUGCUUUACAACUAAAAUUAAGCUCACUAAAUAGAAGAACACCGCCCGCUGCUCACACGAUAAUUUUUACCGGUCAUUCUUGUCCGUUUUAAUGUUUAUAAUUUGUUUUUUAGUGAACAUAAAAUCAGACACUAUUUUAAGCUGCAGUUAGUAU